AUGUACUCAAACAAAAUCGAAGGACCACGUAGAGGAAGAUCUUUUGACUCCAUGAACAUCGGUUUUGAAGAAAAGCUUCUAAAUAAUGAGAUAAACAAAUCAACCUUCACCAAAAUCGAAGAAAACACUGAAAAGAAGAAUACAUCAGAGAAAGGGAGAGCAACUAUCAUCUUUUCCCUGAAGAAUGAAGUGGGGGGACUUGUAAAGGCACUCAAACUGUUCCAGGAAAACCACGUCAACCUCGUACAUAUUGAGUCCAGAAAAUCUAAAAGACGCAACUCUGAGUUUGAGAUAUUCGUGGACUGCGACAGCAACCACGAGCAACUGAAUGAGAUUAUCCAGCUGCUGAGGAAGCAUGUGAACGUGGUGGAUAUGGAGCCUCCAGAUAACUCCUGUCUACAAGAAGAAAUGUACAAUAUUCCCUGGUUCCCAACGAAAAUUUCAGACCUGGACAAGUGCGCCAACCGUGUCCUGAUGUACGGCUCCGAGCUGGAUGCCGAUCAUCCUGGUUUUAAGGACAACGUUUACCGGAAAAGGAGAAAGUACUUUGCAGAUCUCGCCAUGUCCUACAAACAUGGGGAUCCCAUUCCUCGUAUUGAGUUCACAGAGGAGGAAGUGAAGACCUGGGGUGUUGUGUACAGGGAGCUCAUCAAGUUGUACCCGACUCACGCGUGCCGGGAAUACCUGAAGAACCUGCCGCUGCUGUCCAAAUACUGUGAAUGUCGCGAGGACAACAUCCCUCAGCUGGAGGACGUCUCACGCUUCCUCAGGGAACGUACUGGAUUUACCAUCAGGCCUGUGGCAGGCUAUCUGUCCCCACGUGACUUCCUUGCUGGUUUGGCCUUCCGCGUUUUCCAUUGUACCCAGUAUGUGCGUCACAGCUCCGACCCCUUAUACACCCCAGAGCCGGACACAUGCCAUGAGCUGCUGGGUCACGUGCCUCUGCUCGCUGAGCCCAGCUUUGCCCAGUUCUCCCAGGAGAUUGGUCUCGCCUCACUUGGGGCCUCAGAUGAAUCUGUUCAGAAACUGGCUACAUGCUAUUUCUUCACAGUGGAGUUUGGCCUAUGCAAACAAGAAGGCAAGCUGAGAGCAUAUGGAGCAGGACUGCUGUCAUCUAUUAGUGAGCUUAAGCAUGCACUCUCUGGUAAUGCAAGGAUUAUGCCCUUUGACCCCAAAGUCACUUCCAAACAAGAAUGCAUCAUCACAACAUUUCAGGAUGUGUACUUUGUGUCAGACAGCUUCGAGGAGGCCAAAGUCAAGAUGAGGGAGUUCGCCAAGACCAUCAAGCGUCCCUUCACAGUCCGAUACAACCCUUACACCCAGAGUGUGGACGUGCUAAAAGACACGCCCAGCAUCAACAGCGUCGUGGAGGAGCUUCGACACGAGCUCGACAUCGUGGGCGACGCCCUCAUCCGGCUCAACAAGCAGCUGGGUGUCUGA
Limanda limanda (common dab) is the source of this 1440-nucleotide messenger RNA. RefSeq names its product tryptophan hydroxylase 1 (tryptophan 5-monooxygenase) a (gene tph1a). Gene Ontology annotation, molecular function: iron ion binding; tryptophan 5-monooxygenase activity. Gene Ontology annotation, biological process: aromatic amino acid metabolic process; serotonin biosynthetic process. The transcript has 11 exons. The record is from RefSeq and is a predicted model, not a curated record. NCBI's taxonomy places the organism in Eukaryota, Metazoa, Chordata, Actinopteri, Pleuronectiformes, Pleuronectidae. Gene Ontology annotation, cellular component: neuron projection. The coding region runs from base 1 to 1440 and encodes 479 amino acids.